Messenger RNA from Capsicum annuum, 3089 nucleotides. RefSeq names its product methyl-CpG-binding domain-containing protein 9-like. Bases 28 to 2565 code for a protein of 845 amino acids. Lineage: Eukaryota; Viridiplantae; Streptophyta; Magnoliopsida; Solanales; Solanaceae. The record is from RefSeq and is a predicted model, not a curated record. The transcript is spliced from 2 exons.
AAUUUGACAUGUACAAUUUCUUUCUUAAUGGUGCAGAAAAUUUUCCUUCUUAAAUUCUUGUGUGACGAGGUAUUGAAUUCAGCCAUUCUUCGUGAUCACAUUGACCGAAGUGCCUCUCUGUCUGCUGAAUUGCAGCAGAAACUGCGUAGCCUCAGUGCUGAACUGAAGCUUCUAAAGUACAGGAGGGAAAUUUUGACUGCAAAGCUGAAGAAUAAUGCUCGGAGCAGUGGAGACACAGGAUCAGACACAUCUCUAUGGUCCAAUGACUGUAAACUGAAGGUGCAGGGGCCCGACAGUGGCAGCCAUAACUCGUCAAUCGCUGGUGGUUGCAGACAGCUGGAUGAUGGCACUCAACACAAUCAGUGUAAUGAUUACAGUAAGCAAUCUUGCUUGUACACUUCAAAAACCAUUCAGCAUAAAACUUGUGCAAGUGGCAGCAGUCUUAUUAAAAACUCUCCCGAUCCAAUCAAUCAUUUACAGCAUCAGCAGUUGUUGAAGGAUAAUACUGGGUCCCUGAAUACUUCAUCCCAUGUAAAAUGUGGUACUGAAGAUGUUAGUUUGCAAAACGACAUAUCUACUAUCCUCCAACAAGAAACUGACCAAAUGCCCGGUAAUCGUUUGGAGUCUGCACAAAGUAGUUCGAAAAGUCUCAGGCUGUUUGCUACUCAAAUAAUGACCAACAAUACUAUUUCAGGCUCCACAAGCAACCCUUUGGAGGAAGCAUACCUUUCUGAGAUAUCUGCUCUGAAGGAGGAAAUUAGAACUUCAGAGGGCUCAAUUGCUGCCAAAGAAUUGGAACUCCAGGAGGUUUCCGUUAGGAAGGAAUACAUGGGACAGGAUUCUGAGGGCAGAUUUUACUGGACUUUUGGCAGGCCUACUUCUUCACUAUUAGUAGCUCAUGCAAGUACAAGUAGACAAUCUGAGUCGGCUCAUUUGUGGUCCUAUGCCCCUUGGGAGAAUAUGAGCAUUCCUAAUCUUGAUCAGUGGACAUGUUAUCAAUCUGAUGUUGAGAUUGAAGUACUUGUUCAAUGGCUUAGAGAGCAGGACACCAGAGAGAAAGAAUUAAAGGAGUCUAUUUGGCAGUGGCGGGAUAAUAAAACCAUGAUAUACAACUAUAUGGAAAGCCCAGUCCAUAACAAGGUGGGACUGAGCACCUUCCCCUCUGAGGAUUCUGGUUCCUGCACUUCUGAUUCUCUUGACACCAGAGCCAUUAGUGCCAUUAAAAAGAUGAUUGAUGGUUGCUUAGCAGAAGAGGAAACAGAAUUUUGCCAGGAUAUGGGUGUUAAAGUGCGAGUUUUUUUGGAUGGUGAAGUAUACAGGUGUGAGUGUCUAGAACCGUUAUGGCCGUCUAGACCUCAUUGUCUGUCAUGCCAUCAAACGUUUUCCAAUGCUAAGGAACAUCUUAAGCACGCAAAUGAAAAGUGCAGGAUUGAUUCUCCAAUUCAGCAGGACGGUGAAACAAGUGAACAUCCAGCUAAGCGGAAAAAAAUAACAAAAAGUGAAGCGCUGCUGGAGAAUUCUUUGAGCAAUAUUGACAUGUCUCAAGCUUCCAAGAGCAAGAAGCUUGGUAAUGGUGAAGCACCUAGGAGGGACAAGCAUGGUAGAUCACCAGCUUCUGCUGAAUAUCAAACCGAACAGGAAUGUCCAUUUAAGUUUGAGGAGAUCAAAGCACAGUUCAUCAUUCAGAGUUCACUCAAGGAGCUGGUGAAAGACAUAGGACUCCUUGGGUAUAAUGGUACACCAUCAUUUGUUCCAGGCACAUCUCCAUAUCUAAGUGAUUCUGCUCUUGGAUUGCUCUCCCAAAGGGAAGAUGAGGUAGGAAAUUGUACAGAUUUGUUCUCUUCGGAGGAGCAACUUCGGAAUGGGGUCAAACUUUCUUGCACUAAUAACUUUGACUAUCCAAAUUAUACUGGAUAUGGCUCUGCUGAGGGUGGACCAAUGUUUGAGAGACUAAAAUCUGCAACAAAGAGGGGAAGAGAUCAGUUUUCUUCUACCAAGGAUAAAAUCCUUGAAUUUGGGGAUAAAAUGUACUUGGUUAUUCCUGAAUCCUCUCUACAGCCUGUUGUGGGCCAGGCUUUUGUAAUUUUUAGGAGUCUUAAAAUCAACUUGCUUGACAUAGAUGCGGCUUUACCUGAAGAAGCUUUGAGAGUGUCAAGGUUACAACCAGAGAGAAGACGUGCAUGGCGUGCCUUUGUAAAAUCUGCAGCUACAAUUUAUGAGAUGGUCCAAGCCACAAUUAUUUUAGAGGACGCCAUCAAAACCGAAUGCUUGAAAAAUGAUUGGUGGUACUGGUCAUCACCUUCAGCUGCAGCAAAAAUCUCGACGCUCUCAGCCCUUGCCCUCCGUGUGUAUGCGUUGGACUCGGCUAUUUUGUAUGAGAAACUUUCAGGUCAAGAUGCCUCAGAGACGGAUUGCAAGGAAGAGAGGGAACCUCCUACUCACAAUUCUGUCCUCACGAGAACAGGCAGUCCUUCAAGGAAAAAGCUACUUGACUCGGAACCUGCUGAGACUUCAAGACCCAAGGGCUGCAGGACAAGUAAGAGGAGAAAAGAUUUAGGCAGCUAAUACCGGAAACAGGCUUCAGGUUUAUGGAGCAGAUCAUCUUUAUCUGCAAUUUUUUUAAAGGAAUUCACUGUACUGAUAUGUAUACCAGCCAGGCCAAUGCUUGUGCCGUGGUUGAAAUUCUUUAAGCAGAAAGGAGUUGCGUAAGAUGUGCAACAUCCUAUCUGAAACUGCAGGAGCAGGUUGUGCACCAACUCUAUCCUAUCUGAGAUGUUUUGCUCUUUGACUAGGUGGAAAUUAACUAAAUUCUUCUUGCCCCGAGGAAGAUCGAAAUUUCUUCCAGAUCUUCGAGUAUACAUACGGAAAGGCCUUUAUGCUGAUAAGAUAGUGCAUUUGGGCUUUUAGACUUUUUGAGAAAUACAGAUUUGGGAGGAGGCGGGCGUGUUAAACAGUUGCAUCCGAUGUACAUAGUAAAGUAAGUUUGAACAGUUAGUGUCAUCCUGUAUAUAAGUUUUAUAUAGGUUAGUAAUGUUGUUUAUCAGAUUACCUUUCUGAUCAAUGAAAAGGCGGCAACCAGAUUCUUCUGA